CAACGUGUCAACAUUCAUAACCGUUCAAACUGUUUUUACUUCGGCGGAUUGUUGUUGCAUAUGAUUUUUGAAUUUUAAGCACAAUGAUAGGCACUCAUAGUGGAUUGUUCUUAUUUAUAGCUAUACAAGCUGUUACAUACUCGUGGACGUUUGGUUCAAUCCAGUCAGUCCAGCCAUUUAAUCACAAUUCAACAGUAGAACAUGUCUUGAGAAAACAUAUUUUUCAAAACUAUGACAAAGUAGUGAAACCUACCUCCGAUGAUAAUAUCGCUUUAGAAGUGAACAUGAGAAUAUUGAUAAAAAGUGCAGAGUUGAAUUAUGAAAAAUCUCAAAUGAUACUCAGCACAUGGUUCAUAGCGAACUGGGUCGAUAAUCGGUUGGCUUGGGAUCCGAAUGAAUAUGAAUACUUGAAUUCCAUAAUAGUCGACCACCGUGAAAUCUGGCACCCGGACAUCAUGGCAUUCAACAACGUCGACGCAAACAUGGAAGACGAUCGGACGCACGUCAACAGCGUGGUGAAUAAAAACGGUGGAGUGAUCUGGGUUGAACCGGUACAGUACAUCAUACAUUGCAAGACAGACACGACGAACUGGCCUCACGACACGCAGACUGGAGUCUUGAAACUCGGGUCGUGGUUGUAUUUGGGCAGAGACCUGAACCUGACCAUCGACGACGAUGAAGGAGUAGAAUUAGCCAGCGCACACACAGAAUGGGACAUCCUUAACGUUUCUAAGGAGAGACACGCCAGGUACUAUCCUUGCUGUCCGGAUGAACAGUACAUCGACGUUGAAUACAACAUCACUGUUAGACGGAAAGUCCAUCCCUAUAAGUCAGUCAUCUAUUUCCCCGCGCUAUGCAGUAUUUCGUUUAAUUUACUAACAUUUUGGCUCCCGUACACUGACAAUUAUUGUAAAUUGUUUGUGAACCUAUUCAACGCGCUGUUUGUCACUCUGGCCAUUAUGGUCGUAUACUCAAAAGUGCCAAUCGUUACAUCCACUGUUCCAUUGAUUGUCGUUUACUACACUUAUAGUUUGGCACUUAUCACUGUGACCGCAGUGCUAUCAAUGGCUGUAAAAAACAUGUCCAAAGUGAGCAAACCACUGCCGCACGGGGUUACUUGGUUUCUUCAUUCCGGUUACCUGGUGUACUUGGGUAUCGAGAUAAAUGAUUCACCGGCCGAUUGUCACAUGCUCUGUGAAUCCGAAGAGAUGAUCGCGCAGACCGCCGAUUUGAACGAGAGACAUAAACUCGCCAAGGUAAUCGACAGGAUAUGUUUCGUGGUGUUCGCAUUCGUCUAUUUGGUUCUCUUGUUGCGGUUCAUGCCGUAGACAGACAUUUUUCUCAAUUAUAUUCUAUGUACGCACACUGUUCAUUUAAGGCUGCACCAACGCCGCACCUAUUAAUUAUAUACUUAUUAACGAGUUAUUUUAAAACUAUAUUUACCUACCUAUACCUACACUAUAGAUGGACAGUAUCGUUGGACGGUUAUAUACUUUUCACUAACCGGAAUACCCAAAUUAUGCCAGAUGAAGUCAUUGACGCGAGUAGUCUAAAACAACCAAAAAGUUGGAUUUUAGUUAUAGAUACUACCUAAUGACUUUAUGACUGUGACUACAUAUGUAUAUAAAUAAUAUAAUAAAGUAAUAUUGUUCAAGUUCCA
Rhopalosiphum maidis (corn leaf aphid) is the source of this 1660-nucleotide messenger RNA. Its product is annotated as acetylcholine receptor subunit alpha-like 1. The coding region runs from base 84 to 1328 and encodes 414 amino acids. The record is from RefSeq and is a predicted model, not a curated record. Gene Ontology annotation, cellular component: neuron projection; membrane; synapse. Gene Ontology annotation, molecular function: transmembrane signaling receptor activity; extracellular ligand-gated monoatomic ion channel activity; neurotransmitter receptor activity. NCBI's taxonomy places the organism in Eukaryota, Metazoa, Arthropoda, Insecta, Hemiptera, Aphididae. The transcript has 9 exons. Gene Ontology annotation, biological process: signal transduction; regulation of membrane potential; monoatomic ion transmembrane transport.